Messenger RNA from Aureobasidium subglaciale EXF-2481, 1232 nucleotides. RefSeq lists its product as uncharacterized. NCBI's taxonomy places the organism in Eukaryota, Fungi, Ascomycota, Dothideomycetes, Dothideales, Saccotheciaceae. The transcript has a single exon. The coding region runs from base 330 to 1175 and encodes 281 amino acids. The record is from RefSeq and is a predicted model, not a curated record.
AGUCGUGGCUGCUGUCUCUGUUUUUAUUUAGGCGCGCGAUAAGCCUGACGACUUUGCACUCGUAAUCACAACCCUUGUCCCUCCAACUCACGACCAGGAUUAUCUAGAAGCCAAGAAGGAUUUGUCGAUCUUCCACCUUCUUUGGUCAUCUCUCACACGACACCAAGCAGGGCACGUCUCCACCAAACAAAGAUCGAUCAGGCACACGACCACUUUCCCAGCCUGGUUGUUUCUUCUUAUACUUGCCUUUCCCGACUUCCGGACUACCUUUUGUGCACCAUUCUUUUCCGACUUCUGGAAUAAUCUCACACUCACACACUGGACUCAUCAUGCGUCUGAUCAACAUUCUCCUGGCCACGACGGCUCUCGCUAUUGGAUCUGAUGCCCGCCCCAUGAAGGUCCCCACAGAAGACAUACCUCGCAAGCGUGACGCAGAUUUCGAGAGUGUACGGACGCGUCUCACCACAGAUCACAGCGGCAAACGUGGUGAUCCUAGAGACAAGUAUUUUCACGAGUCGACUUUCCAUCCCCAUAUGGAUGGUCGCUUUGGUGACAGGGUCCUGAGCUACGAUGACCGCCGAUCGAAUCUCACAGCCUUGAUGCGAACUUAUCUCUCAACCAUGAAUGACAUUGGUGCCGAGACAUGGAUCAUGCACGGAAGUCUUCUCGGCUGGUUCUGGAACAGGAAAAUCAUGCCUUGGGACUCUGACGUCGACGUUCAGAUGACAGAAAAGUCGAUGGAGCACUUGAGCGACUUCUAUAACAUGACCGUUCAUCACUACAAGCUUCCGUCUUUCCCGGAAGGUCGCGAUUACAUGCUCGAGAUCAACCCCCACUGGAGGAACAGCAGUACGACUGAUAGCCUCAACGUUAUUGAUGCUCGCUGGAUCGACAUGAGCAACGGCUUGUUCAUUGACAUUACCACUCUUCACCGCAACACCACUGCCGAGGCACUUGGUAUUGAGGGAGCCAUGAUGUGCAAAGACAAGCAUCACUUCAACUUCACCGACAUCUUCCCCCUGCGCGAAAGUGUAUUCGAGGAUACCCCUGUCAAGGUUCCCUACGCAUAUACCGAUCUUCUCGCAGAAGAGUACGGCUCCAAGGCACUGGUCAAGACAACAUUCGAGAACCAUCACUUCGAUCAACAGAAGAUGGAGUGGAUUCCUCUCUCGUAAGUUUACUGUCCCCUCUCUUUUGUUUUUCUUUUGUCCCCUAUCGCAUGCCAGGCAAGG